CUUUCUGUUAGCGAGUAGCUAAUUUUUUAAAAGGUGGUUUUAUCAAAGGCCCCCUCAAUGUCGAUGAAAACCCCGAGAGCAAAAACUCUCUGUUGUCCAGCGAUUUUUCCACUCGCCCAGUUUUUUUUGUUCAAUCUGAUUCGUGAUUAAUAAAUAAAGAUGGGAUUAUUCCAAAUGGGUAUUAAAAAUUCUAUACCGAGAAAACUUCACCUUCAAUUAAUAUAUUUUAUUUUCCAUUAGGGAAUUCCUCAACUGAGUGGUACAGCUACCGUCCUAGUCACCGUCCUGGACAAAAACGACAAUCCGCCCCGGUUCACUCGUCUCUUCAGCGUAAACGUAACAGAAAACGCCGAAAUCAAUUCUUUUGUAAUACGAGUAACCAGUUCCGAUCAGGAUAUCGGCGAAAACGCAAAAGCCACCUACAGUUUUACCGAUAAUCCAGGAGAAAAAUUCAAAAUUGAUUCAAUAACUGGCAAUGUAACUGUUGUAGGACAUCUAGACAGGGAGCAGCAAGACGAGUAUUUGCUGAAAGUAGCAGCAGUUGAUGGAGCCUGGCAUUCGGAAACUCCUUUGACUAUAACCAUACAGGACCAAAACGAUAAUGCUCCUGAAUUUGAACAUUCCUAUUACAGCUUCAAUUUUCCAGAGCUUCAGCGCGAUAUAGUUUUUGUAGGUCAAGUGAUAGCCACUGACAGAGACAAACAAGGCCCAAAUUCAGUUAUCAGCUAUAGCAUACAACAACCAUCCGACUUAUUCACUGUAGAUCCAGCUUCAGGAGAAAUAUUCAGUAAACAAAGCAUAAGAUACAAAUACACUCAAAUGGAAUCUUCUCCAGAAAAUUCUUAUUCUUUGACUAUUUUGGCCACAGACAAUGGAAAACCCCCUAUGUCUUCAGAAUGCACUGUUACUAUCAACGUAGUGGAUGCUAAUAAUAACGCACCUAAGUUUGAGCAACAAGAAUACUUAUCGCCUGUUCCUGAAGAUGCUGUUGCUGGCCAACAACUACUGCAAGUCAUUGCUAAAGACGAAUUUGAUGCUGGAGUGAAUGCGGAAAUUGAAUACACCAUCGUUGCAGGAAAUAAUUCCGGCCACUUCGUUAUAGAUAUGUCAAAUGGCUGGAUUUCUCUCAAGCAAAAAGUGAACAAUGUUGGAUCCAAAUACACUCUAAGAGUUCGGGCUACAGACAAAGGAAUUCCAGCGCAAAUAGAUGAAACUACUGUUACAAUGAUAGUGACUGGUGAUAAUAAACACACUCCAAUAUUCAAUGCUUUAAGCUAUCAAGUAAUAGUACCUGAAAAUGAGCCGCUUGGAUCUACAAUUUUAAUUGUAAAUGCAACAGAUAAAGACAGCGGCCCUAACGGCAUGAUCCGCUAUGACAUAAGUGCAGGAAACGAGCGAAAAGACUUUGGAAUUGACACCAUCACUGGAGCAGUUUCCAUUUUACAACCAUUAGACUAUGACACUAUUCAAGCCUAUCAUCUAAAUAUUACUGCAACUGAUUUAGGAUUCAAACCACGGAAAGCUACUGCCUUGCUGGCUAUAACUUUAACAGACAUAAAUGAUAACAGUCCAAUUUUCAAUCAAACAUUUUAUGAUUCGUAUUUGUCAGAAAAUAAACCUCCAGGAUCUUUGGUAUAUCAAGUAGUAGCCACUGACAUUGAUUCACCAAAAAAUGCUAUUAUCCUCUAUUCAGUGUCAGAGGGUCCAGACAAAAACUACUUCUCAAUCGAUCAAAAAUCUGGCAAAAUCACAUCAAAAUAUUCAUUUGAUUAUGAAGAAAAAAAUAUGUACGCAUUAAAUAUUGUUGCAGCCAAUCCACUUAGUACAAUGGUUGGCGAAACUGAAGUAAGAAUACACAUAAGUGGUGUAAACGAAUAUUAUCCCAAGUUUGUGCAAUCAGCUUUUCAUUUUGAUGUUUCUGAAAGUACCGAGAUCGGUACCAAAAUUGGCACAGUCUUGGCUACUGAUCAAGAUUCAGGCGAAGAUGGAAAAGUUUAUUAUCUCCUAGUUGGUUCAAGUAAUGACAGAGGCUUUAGCAUCAAUAGCGAAUCAGGUGCCAUAAGUGUUUCUAGAAACUUGGACCGAGAAACUCAAAGUCGCAUAGUGCUUACGGUAAUGGCCAAAAAUGCCGGAGGUAUUCGCGGCAAUGAUACAGACGAAGCUCAAGUUAUCGUCACUGUGCAAGAUGGCAAUGAUCCCCCAGAAUUUUUACAGUCAUUAUAUCAAGCCGAAAUUUCAGAAGCUGCCAUAGUCGGUACCAAAGUCACUACAGUCAAGGCUGUAGACAAAGAUGUUAGGUACCAAAAUAAUCAAUUUAGUUUCUCUAUUAUUGCUGGUAAUAUUGAGCAAGCUUUUAAAAUAGACCCACAAUCCGGAGACAUUCAGACAGCCAGAGAUUUGGACAGAGAAGCAAUUUCGAUGUAUUCGUUAACCAUUGGAGCUAUAGAUACAGGGUUGCCACCUCAAACAGGAACUACUACUGUUAAAGUUAAUAUUUUGGAUAUCAACGAUAAUGGACCUGUUUUCGAUCCACCUCAGGUUGUUGGGAAAGUUAUGGAAAACGAGCCAGCGUUUACGAAAAUUAUGACUUUAAGUGCUAAGGAUCCGGAUUUGCCUCCAAACGGUGCACCGUUUUCUUAUAAGUUGAUUGGUGGGAAGCAUAAGGAGUUUGUUAAGGUUGACAAACAUACCGGAGUUGUUGUGACUACUAGAAGCAUUGAUAGAGAAGUAAGAAUUAGUUGAUAUAAAAUGAUUUUUAUUUUAUUUAAAUUAAUUUUCAGCUUACUCCAGAACUACAUUUUACCAUAGAAGUCGAAGACAAUGGCACGCCAAAACUCAAAAGUCAACAUUCCAUUAGAGUGAUCAUUCUAGAUGAAAACGAUUCCGAAUCUACUGCCAGAUCUGUCCACGUGGUUGUAUAUACUUACAACGCGGAAUAUCCUACUGGUCUUAUUGCCAACGUCCAUCCAAAUGAUCCAGAUAUAAGCGGAGAUUAUAAAUGUAAAAUUCUACAAAAUUCCGCUUCUUAUGAUCUUCUAAGUAUUCCUCAUGGAUGUGAUUUAAAUGCUGGCAGAGCGACGCCUGGACAAGGGUAUUCUUUGUCUGUUUCUGGCCAUGACGGAAUACAUAAAGCAGUGGUAUCGAGUGUUACGAUUGAAUUUAUUGCCUUCGAUAACGUCACAAUAGAAAAUUCUGUUUCGCUUUUAAUCAAAAACACGUCAGCCAAUAACUUUUUGACCAACCACUAUGCAGGAUUUUUGGAAAUAAUUAAAAACUCCCUCAACAGAGACGAGAAUUUGAUCUUGUACAGUCUGUUUGAAGGCGAACAAGGCCUGGAACUAACAAUGGCCGUUAAAAGUAGCUCCAGUUACAAAAGCAAAUUUUACACCAAAGAAAAAUUGCAAAAAAAACGAGACGCUCUAGUGAAUCUAUUCCAAAACGAUAACAUCAUCGUUGGAUAUUCGCCUUGUAACGAAGACACGUGCCAGAACGGCGGCAUUUGCACCGAAUCCAUAACAAUGAAGCGCACUACAAGAAUCACCGAUAGUCAAACCUUAAUCUUCACUUCUCCAUUAAUCCUACACGAAUACACUUGUCAGUGCAUGGACGGCUUCACAGGGGCAGUUUGCGACAAAAGACAGGAUCCUUGUUUGCCGAAUCCGUGCAAAAACAACGGACAAUGUCGCAAACAGGGCUUCAAUUAUCACUGUGUGUGUCCUCACAAUAAAGAUGGCAAACAUUGUGAAUUGGAACGUGGCGAUGUUUGUUCCGAAAAUUCCUGUCAAAAUGGAGGAACUUGUAAGGAAAGUCCUGAUGGAUCUAGUUUCUUCUGUCUCUGCAGGUCUGGCUAUAGAGGCAAUCAAUGUGAAGCUUUAGCAGACUCUUGCCGUCCAAAUCCGUGCCUCCACGGAGGCCUUUGCGUCAAUUUAAUGCCAGGCUAUAGAUGCAGCUGCACCGACGGACGAUACGGAAGACAUUGCGAAAAGUCCACGUUUGGCUUCCAAGAACUCUCCUACAUGCUUUUCCCAUCUCUGGAUGCUACCACAAACGAUUUAUCCUUUAUUUUUGCUACUACCAAGCCAGAUUCUCUAUUGAUUUACAAUUACGGCUUGCAAACUUUAGGCAGGAGCGACUUUGUGGCAAUUGAAUUAAUAAAAGGGCGUGCUGUUUUCAGUUUUGGUGGGGCCCGUACGGCUAUAACAUCCAUAAACGCUAUAGCUAAAAACAGCAAUAACUUGGCCGAUGGGAAUUGGUAUAAAAUCACCGCAACCAGAAAUGGAAAAGUUAUUUCUUUGAAUAUCGGAAGUUGCAAUGAAAACGGUGAUAUUUGCGAAGACUGUAGGCCUAACGAGGGCAGCUGCUAUACAGAAAACAGUGGCGAUACGGGAACAUUGAAUUUCAACAAUCAGCCGUUAUUGAUUGGAGGCAUCAACAGUCCGGAUCCAGUGUUGGAACGGCCAGGUCAAAUUCAUACUGAUGAUUUUGUUGGAUGUGUGCACAGUGUAUCGAUAAAUGGACGUCAGUUGAACCUUAGCCAUCCACUUCAGUCGGAAGGCAUCGCAAAUAAAUGCAGCAGAAGUCAGAGUUGUGGCAAAGGGGCAGGAGUAUCUGUGGAUCCAUGCGGAGGUUUUGGAGCUUGUAUUGAUCGUUGGAGUCACUCGUAUUGUUCGUGCGGCAACUAUUUACUAGCACCUAAUUGUCAAAACUCGUUGCAACCUAUUAGCUUGAGUGAAGGAGGGUAUAUUGAAUUUUCUAUUACGAAGAAACACAAAAGGAUGCAACUUUUAGAAAAUAUGUAUCUUGGUACUACGUUGUGGUCGCAUCAGAGAACCAUUAGAUCAACCGGUUCAUUUGAACUGACAGAAAGAAACUCAAGAUCCACCCCAGAUAAAAGCAUCAGCCUGAUAUUUAGAACGCUCAAGCAAAACGGUCUUUUGAUUUAUGCCACCUCAAACAAAUACUAUACUUCAGUAGAAAUGGUCAAUGGUCAAAUUGUGUAUACAAGCAAAACUUCUACGGUGGUCAAUAUGACUGAUUCCCACGAUUCUGUUACUGAUGGUGCCUGGCACAAUUUGACUUUGUAUAUAAAGUCUAGGAGUUUGCAAGUGAUCUUGGAUGGUAAGCGCCUAGGAGAGGAACUUGAUUCUGCAGGAGUGCACGAUUUUUUGGAUCCAUAUUUAACCUACUUGUCAAUAGGAGGUGUGCAAAGGAAUCUGUAUUACGUUAACAACAGCUUGCCUAGCUUUUUCGAGGGAUGUUUAGCUAAUUUUACAGUAAAUAGAGAAAUACAGCCAUUCAAUGGUUCUGGAAGUAUAUUUUCUGAGGUUAAUAAUAGAGGCAAAGUUGUCGCAGGAUGCAAUGGAGUUUUGGGUGUUGGUGCAGCUUCAAUUCAAGAUCCUUUAAGCAUCGGCAUUACCCUUGUAAUAGUGUUCUUCGUUGUCCUCUUAGUGGCCAUCCUAGUCUCAUUUGUAGUGUUCAGACUGAGAAAACAAUACAAAGAAAAAAGCGGUAGCCCCAAUGGUCCAAAUGGUAUUCAUUCCAAGCAAAACGGAGGGGUGAAUUUGGGUGCUGUUGGCCUGAAUGCAAUGAACGACAACGUCUUAUCCAGAGGCAUGCACGGAAUUGAAAAUUCCAUGAGUUACCACACUGACGGGGAUGUGAUUAGAGGUAUAGGGGGUCACAGUUUAGUAGGUCCUGAAUUGUUACCGAAAAAAUUCAAAGAACGCGACAUUCUACAAGGAAACGAUCCGCCCAGGCCUCAACGUCCUGACAUAAUCGAGCGUGAAGUAGUAACCAAAUCACCACCAAUGCGGGAAGACCAUCAUCCUCCUCUACCACCGUCGUCCAAUCACACGCACGAUCACGUGAGCAACGAUAUGGGGUCGGAAAUGCCCGAACACUACGAUCUGGAAAAUGCCAGCAGCAUCGCACCGUCCGAUAUAGACAUAGUAUACCACUAUAAAGGGUUUCGUGAGGGUGGUGGGGUGAGAAAGUAUAAGGCGACACCUCCGAGUAUGGCAGGGUACCAUCAUAAGCAUGGCGCUGCUACUGCUCAAGCUCAGCAUAGGCAUUCACCACAUCAUCCCACUGGGUUCCCUCCAAGAGCACCACCAGUAGCGACACCGACAAAUCGCGGCCACCAAUCCACCCCGUUGGCCCGACUGAGUCCCAGCAGCGAAAUGUCAGCACAGCAACCUAGAAUACUGACCCUGCACGACAUCAGCGGAAAACCACUACAAAGCGCCUUAUUAGCGACCACUUCCAGCAGUGGCGGAGUUGGGAAAGACGUGCUGCACAGUAACAGCGAAAGAAGCCUCAACAGCCCAGUCAUGUCGCAGCUGAGCGGCCAGAGCAGUAACCGGAAAGCGACUGCGCCGCCUCAAGUAGCAACUACCUCGCCUCAUGGCCUCACCGCGGAAGAAAUUGAAAGACUGAAUCAGAGACCUAGAAAUUCCAGUUUGGUUUCGACGCUGGACGCUGUGUCAAGCAGUAGUGAGGCUCCAAGAGUAGGUGGCAACAACCAUUUAAGUAAUCAUAUGCGUCACAGUCCGGUUCCUGAAACUCACCACAGUUCUACCAGUACCGAUGAAAGCGGUAACGAUUCGUUUACCUGCUCAGAAAUUGAGUACGACAAUGCCAGUUUACCAGGCGAUAACAAAUACAAACCAAAUAAAUUGGAGUCAAGACGCAAUGACUCGAGUAGUGGUAGCAAAAGUAACAUACCACCACCUUCGUAUGAUGGAUUUGAUUCCUCGUAUAGGUGAGUGAAUAAUUUAUAGUGACAAGCUUGGGUGUUAUAGUGCUACAGUUUCGUUUUUGUAAUUCCAGAGGCUCAAUGAGUACCCUAGUCGCUUCCGACGACGAAUUGGGCGGUCCGAUGUACAGGCCCGGAACAGGAAGUCCGCCCACCACUGCCCUAGGAUGGGACUAUUUGCUCAACUGGGGGCCGAAUUUCGAAAGUUUAGCGGGCGUGUUCAAAGACAUUGCGGAAAUGCCCGAUUCUGUGAAUAGUAGAGUGCCAAAUUCCCUUAGGCUUACCAACAAUAAUAAACCCAGUGAAGAGUACGUGUGAUUUUGUGCCGUAUUUUUUUUUUUGUGCCUUAGUAAAUUUGAGUGCCGUGUGUUUUGUCAAAGAUAAGUUGCUCAAAACAAUUUUUUACUCUCACAUAAAAGCCAUAUUGUAUAGUAGAUUUUAGGUUUAAAAUUUUCAAUUGAAAUAAUGUCUUUGAUAAAACACGUAUUAUUAGUUUUCCAAAAGACUGUUUACUUAAUUAUUGUAAGUAGUUCUUGCAUCAAGAACAUUUUUUUUGUAUACAUAAUUAUUUCUUGCCAUAUUUUGUGUAAUAUCUAUGUACAAAGACCCAUUCCUAUCGUUGAGAGACUUGAAUAGUUUGUAAAUAGAUUAUUUUUUUGUAUUAAGGUUGAACUUGAAAGUCAGUUUUUGUAGAAUAAUUUUGUAUAAAUAAACUACUCAGUUGGAGUUUUGAAUAAGAGAAUGAAUAA
Ceutorhynchus assimilis (cabbage seed weevil) is the source of this 7503-nucleotide messenger RNA. The record is from the annotation of a GenBank genome assembly. Lineage: Eukaryota; Metazoa; Arthropoda; Insecta; Coleoptera; Curculionidae.